AUGUAUCCUCAACCCGGUGCCCCUAUGCCACCGCCACAGAAACCGGAAACCUUCAUGCUUUCGCAGGAGGCGCAACAGAGCUUACCACAUGAUGCGCAAGUCGCAUUGCAACAAGUAGACAACUUGAAAUACUUCCUCUUGUCUGCCCCGGUUGAUUGGCAACCGGAUCAACUGAUCCGUCGCUUCCUCCUUCCCACUGGUGACUAUAUCUCUUGUGUUCUCUGGAGCAACCUCUUCCACAUCUCGGGUACCGACAUUGUCCGAUGUCUCGCAUUCCGAUUCCAAGCCUUCGGCCGCCCCGUCAAGAACUCGAAGAAGUUUGAGGAGGGCAUUUUCUCCGACCUGCGAAAUCUCAAAGCCGGCACCGAUGCGACCCUGGAGGAACCCAAAAGCGCGUUCCUGGAUUUCCUCUACAAGAACAACUGCAUCCGGACACAAAAGAAGCAAAAGGUGUUCUACUGGUAUAGCGUGCCCCACGACCGGCUCUUCCUGGAUGCAUUGGAACGGGAUUUGAAGCGUGAGAAGAUGGGCCAGGAGGCGACCACGGUCGCCGUCAGCGAACCCGCCUCGUCCUUCGAAUUCGACUCGUCCCAGUCUUUGUACGAGCAAUUGACAAAGGCUCAACAAGCGAACUCGUCCUCGUUUGCUGCCCACGCAAGUACGACAUAUGGCCAGCCCAGCUCCCCCGUGGUUCGGACCGUUGACGCAAUGCCUCCUCCCCAGAUGGCUCCCCCGGCGAUCCCUCUUCUUCAGGACGAUUCUGGUCCCCCGAUGUACAGCAACCAACCGAUGCCCCUGUCGAAUACCUUGGUUCAGAGCGUCAUUAAGCGCGAGCAGGAGUACGGCCCCAUUCAGUACGACCGUAACGGAAUACCCAUGGCCCGCACCCACCAGCGACACUCGUCCAUGCCGACCUUUUACGAGUACUCGCCCGCGCCCUCGUUCGUCUCGUCACAAUUUGAAGACUACAGCAACCGUGGUUUGUCUUUCGAACCGGUCACCCCACCGCAGCACUCGGUCGGGCUCGGUGCGGAGCCGGCGUACAUUGCCAACGAAGACACCGGCCUCUACACCGCGAUCCCUGAUCUCUCCAAUGCGCCUACCUACAAUCCCAUGAUGCAGCUGCCUCCAUCCAAUCUAGCUGGCGGCACGUACCCGGCCGCGCCUCGGUCCUAUUCGUCCAAUGCCUAUCCCGUUAUCGAAGGCUCUCCGACGUACAAACAGCGGAGACGACGAUCAUCGAUCCCUCCAGGCACUCAUGCUAUGACAGGUCAUCAGUCAACGACUCCAUCAUCUCAACCAGCUACUUACGCUGCUCACAAACCUAGCGAUCUUCGUCGCUCGGUUUCUAGCUCCGUGGCUCCGGUUGCGGAGGGCGAUGAAGCUCACCAAGACCUCGCGCGCACAUACCCAAGUGCGAUGCUGCCGCAAAAGGACCUGCUGCAGGAGAUGUCCCGCCAUGGUACGCCGCUGCAACACGUUGAGGAUCAUGCAGACCAGCAGCCAUUGCCGAUAGCCAAUCCUACGGAUGAACUCGCGCCCCUGCCAACCACCACGGGCCUUGAGACGACCGUUCAGAACAGUACCAGUCGCUCGGACCGUUCAGGCCCUGGUCCUGCUCGUCGUGCCCGGAGUGCCACCAUGAUGGAGCUGGGACCGUACCCGCAGAAGUCCCAUUCGUGCCCGAUCCCGUCUUGCGGCAGACUCUUCAAGAGGUUAGAACACCUCAAACGGCACGUGCGAACCCACACGCAGGAACGUCCUUACCCCUGCCCAUACUGCAGCAAGGCGUUUUCGCGGUCCGAUAACCUCGCACAGCAUCGUCGCAUCCACGAGGCACAGCAAGAUGGCCACCCACCUCUCGCACAUGACGAGGACUUGGAGAACGAUGGCAACGACUUUGGCUCCCCGGAAGAAGAGUUCUCCCCGCCGGAGCACGUCCAAGGCAUGGUCCCCAUGCCCACCAUGACAACCAUGCCGGCUCCCAUGAGCAUGCCAUCCGCUAUGACAACCAUGGUUGCUCCCCACAUGAUCGCCCCCCAACUGCUUCAGCAACAUAUCUGA
Messenger RNA from Penicillium alfredii, 2064 nucleotides. It is a transcript of the gene steA, whose product is annotated as sexual development transcription factor SteA. Bases 1 to 2064 code for a protein of 687 amino acids. Gene Ontology annotation, cellular component: Tec1p-Ste12p-Dig1p complex; Ste12p-Dig1p-Dig2p complex; nucleus. Gene Ontology annotation, biological process: regulation of DNA-templated transcription; sexual reproduction. Gene Ontology annotation, molecular function: DNA-binding transcription factor activity. The transcript has 5 exons. The record is from RefSeq and is a predicted model, not a curated record. Lineage: Eukaryota; Fungi; Ascomycota; Eurotiomycetes; Eurotiales; Aspergillaceae.